Sporothrix brasiliensis 5110 is the source of this 1872-nucleotide messenger RNA. RefSeq lists its product as uncharacterized. The record is from RefSeq and is a predicted model, not a curated record. The coding region runs from base 1 to 1872 and encodes 623 amino acids. The transcript is spliced from 5 exons. Gene Ontology annotation, molecular function: DNA-binding transcription factor activity; transcription cis-regulatory region binding. Gene Ontology annotation, biological process: positive regulation of transcription by RNA polymerase II. NCBI's taxonomy places the organism in Eukaryota, Fungi, Ascomycota, Sordariomycetes, Ophiostomatales, Ophiostomataceae. Gene Ontology annotation, cellular component: nucleus.
AUGGCCCCGACACGAGAGGUCUAUCGGCGCGUUCGGACCGCGCGUCGAGAGUGUCGCUAUGACGUCUCCGAGACGGCCGCCCGCCGCUCCGAGAGCAACGGCGGCUUCCAGUUUGACGCGAGCCAUGUCUGGCUGGACACGCCCGAGGUCCGCUUUGUACACGCCGUAUCCACGAGCACGGACGACACCGACGCAAACACCGAGAGCAACACGGCGUCCAAUGUCUCCACGCCCGCCCAGCCGUCGCCGGCGGCAGACACCGGCGUGUCGUUUGACGACGAUGGCCACGUGCCUGCAUUGGCAACAGAAACAGAACACGCCGUCCACCAGCCCGUCCCAGAGCCCGUUUCGACACCGGCGUUUCCCGCAACCGCCCCGACGCCGUCGCACAAUGCAACCGACUUCGCCUCCCCGUACUCCACAACGAGCGGCGGCAGCCCCGACACCAUCGUGGACCCCGUGCAGUCUCUUGUCCGCAUGCGUGCGUCCGGCUCCGUCAUCUACACGCCCGGGCCAGCGCAGCCGCUGCGGGAUCCACAGAUUGCCGCCCUGCUCCAGCACUACACGCAACACCUGGCCGGCUGGUUCGACGUCAACGACCCGCACCGCCAGUUCGAGACGUUCGUUCCGUUUCUGGCCCUGAGCUGCCCGGUUCUGCUGCACGCCGUGCUCGCCCUGUCGGCGUGCCAUCUGCGCCGGCGCAAAGGGUCCCGAUACGGGGUCCACAGCAGCGCACUCAGCGGGCCGCACGACAAGCUGUAUGCCUCGCAGUUCCACGACCUGUGCAUCCAGGACCUCAUCCCGGCGCUCGCCGACCCGGCCACGGCGCUCGACAACGUGCUGCCCAUAUCGACGGUCGUGCUGCGCAUGUACGAGAUGCUGAGCUACGAGAGCGGCGGGGACAAGGAGGCGGCGGCGGACCGCGAGACGGACGCCCAGCGCAGCGCCCAGCGCAACGACCAGCGCAACGACCUGCGCAACGACCUCCACCGCCGCGGCUGCUCGUCGCUCUUCAUCCACAACCGCAAAAACAUUGGCUUCCGCGCGCUCAAGCGGACGGCCUUUUGGACGUACUUUCGCGAGGAGAUUAUGGUGGCCCUGGCGUCGCGCCGGCCGACGGCCAUCCUGCCGCGCCACUGGAAGGUCGACAUCACCUGGGGCGGCGACUACGACUAUGUCAAGACGGAGCAGAUGACGAUGCUCAUGGCCGAGGUGGUCGACUACUGUUUUGGGCAGGGGGGCGGCGGCGACGGCGACGGCGACGACAGCAACAACAGCAACAACAUCAACAACAUCGACAACAUCAACAACAACAAGUACAACAGCAACAACAAGUACAACAGCAACAACAGCAACAACAGCGACAACAGCAACAACAGCGACAACAGCGACACCCACCCCCCCGAUCGCUGGAGCGACCUGCAGCGGGAGGUCUCGGCGUGGCACGAAGCCCUGCCCGAGUCGUUCCAGCCGCUGGCCGUCCUCGACGACGGCGGGCCGUUUCCGCACGUCUUCUACCUCUGCACAUGGCACAUGAUUGCCAUGCAGUUCUACCACCUGGCCAAGGUGCUGCUGGCGCUGCACAAUCCCCACCCCGCGCGGGGGAUGGAUUUUCUCGGCUUUGCCAGAGCCGUCGAGACUGAGAUUCUCGAGCAUGCGCUGCAGCUGUGCGGCAUGACCAAAACAACGGGAGACAAGCACCCGGGCGUGCUCGUCAACGCCGUGCAGCCCCUCGUCCUAUGCGGUCGGAUUUUCAAGAAACCAGACGAGCAAGCGGAACUGGUCCACAUGCUGCAACGGAUCGAGGAGGUCACGGCUGUCAGCACGGCCCAGGGGAUACAAUCACUCAACGAAGCGUGGGGAAUGGGGUAG